AUUGCGGCCUCCUGCCUAGCUCGUCGACCAAAGCGCGCGGCGCGCGCGGAGCAGCGCUAGCAGCUGCCUGCCUGCUUCUUCUGCAUCUUCUUCUUCUUCCACGCCGGUGUGCCGCCGUGCCGGCCAUCCACCGCGCGCCAUGACGUGGUGGCCGUGGCCGUGGCCGUGGUCGUGGCAAGCGACCGCGCUCGCCGCCGCGGCGUGGCUGUGCCUGCACCUAGCCGUGGCGCGGCUCAUGGAGGCGCUGUGGUGGCGGCCGCGCCGGCUGGAGCGCCACUUCGCGCGCCACGGCGUCCGCGGGCCGGGCUACCGCUUCUUCUUCGGCAGCUCCAUCGAGCUCAUCCGCCUCAUGCUGGACGCCUCCUCCCGCCCAGCGCCACCCGAAGCGCCGCACGACGUCCUCCCCAGGGUGCUCGCCUUCUACCACCAUUGGAGGAAGCUCUACGGUCCAAUGCAUCUGAUUUGGUUCGGGAGGACGCCGCGUCUGGUCGUGAGCUCGCCGGAGCUGAUCCGGGAGGUGCUGCUGUCGCGAUCGGAGCAUUUCGACCGGUACGAGGCGCACCCGCUGAUCCGCCAGUUCGAGGGCCUCGGCCUCAGCAACCUCCACGGCGACGAGUGGGCGCGCCGCCGCAAGAUCCUCACGCCCGCCUUCAACGCCGAAAACCUCAAGCUGCUCGCGCCCUUCGUCGCCGACACGGUGCAGCGGAUGCUGGAGGAGCGCGUGCUGCUACCGUCGUCGUCGGCGGCGGGCGGGUCCGGCGAGGUGGAGGUGGACGUGGUUGAGUGGUACCAGCGGCUGCCGAAGGAGGCCAUCACCGUCGCCACGUUCGGCCGCAACAGCGACGAGGGCAGCGCCGUGUUCCGGCUGCAGGCCGAACACGCCAGCUACGCCACCGAGGCGCACAGCAAGGUCUUCAUCCCGGGCUACAGGUUCCUGCCCACCAGGAGGAACAGGCGCGUGUGGCAGCUCGACAGGGAGAUCAGGAGACUCCUGGCUAAGCUCGUCGCCGGCCUGCAGAGCGGCGACGACCACCGACACCGGGGCCGGGACCCGCGCGCCGGCGGCAUGAGGAACUUCAUGAGCUUCAUGGCCCCGGCCAUGACGGCGGACGAGAUCAUCGAGGAGUCCAAGAACUUCUUCUUCGCCGGGCUGGAGACGCUGAACAGCCUCCUCACCUGGGCCACCGUCGCGCUCGCCAUGCACCCGGAGUGGCAGGACCGUGCUCGCCGGGAGGUCGUCGACGUCUGCGGCCGCCGGGGCGUCCCCACCAAGGACCACCUCCCCAGGCUCAGGACGCUCGGGAUGGUCGUCAACGAGACGCUCAGGCUCUACCCGCCGGCGGUGGCCAUGAUCCGGAAGGCGAAGCGGGACGUGGAGCUCGGCGGCUGCGUGGUGCCGGCGGGCACGGAGGUCAUGAUUCCCAUCAUGGCCGUGCACCACGACGCCGACGUGUGGGGCACCGACGCCACGAAGUUCAACCCCGGGCGCUUCGCGGGCGACGGCGGCGACCGCCAGCCGCGGCCGCAGAUGGCGUUCAUGCCGUUCGGCGGCGGCGCGCGGGUGUGCAUCGGCCAGUACCUGGCGCUCAUGGAGGCCAAGAUCGCCUUGGCCAUGGUGCUUCAGCGCUGCGAGUUCCGGCUGUCGCCGGCGUACGUGCACGCGCCGAGGGUGCUCAUGAUACUCAACCCGCAGCACGGCGCGCCGGUCAUCUUCCGGCCGUUGUGACACGUCAUUCCAGCCAGACAUCUCGCAGCUCCGCUCAGAAAUCCAAACCGAUCGGAUUCAAUUCAUUCCUUCCUUCCUGUAAAUUAUCACCCCCAUUACCAAUUGCAAAUAUAUAAAGUAUACCAUACG
Messenger RNA from Sorghum bicolor (sorghum), 1855 nucleotides. Its product is annotated as cytochrome P450 734A5. NCBI's taxonomy places the organism in Eukaryota, Viridiplantae, Streptophyta, Magnoliopsida, Poales, Poaceae. Bases 140 to 1726 code for a protein of 528 amino acids. Gene Ontology annotation, biological process: brassinosteroid metabolic process; brassinosteroid homeostasis. The transcript is spliced from 2 exons. Gene Ontology annotation, molecular function: iron ion binding; monooxygenase activity; oxidoreductase activity, acting on paired donors, with incorporation or reduction of molecular oxygen. The record is from RefSeq and is a predicted model, not a curated record.